Messenger RNA from Arachis ipaensis, 2208 nucleotides. RefSeq names its product polygalacturonase-1 non-catalytic subunit beta. The record is from RefSeq and is a predicted model, not a curated record. NCBI's taxonomy places the organism in Eukaryota, Viridiplantae, Streptophyta, Magnoliopsida, Fabales, Fabaceae.
ACACUCCACAGUCCACACUCCCUCCUAUAAAUUCCUUGAUACAAUAACCAAACCAAACCACCAAUUUGAAAACACUCUCUUCCGCCCCAAUCUGGGCAACAUGAUGAGCCCCCUUUUUCUCCUCAUCCUCCUCUUCUCAUCCCUCACUGUUGGUUUCUCCGGCAGCAGCGGAGAUCAAAAUCCGUUCACGCCAAAGGCGUACGCGUUGCGGUACUGGGACAAAGCCAUUCAAAACACGCUUCCAAAGCCAUCCUUCCUCACCUCCAAGGCCUCACCACUAACCGCCAUUCAAGCCGCUAAGUACGCCAAACUCGCCGCCACCAACGCCCUCACCACGCGCCUUCCCGAGUUCUGCUCCGCUGCGCACCUCCUCUGCUUUCCUGACAUCACGCCCAAUCUCUCCAAGCGAGACAAGAGCCAAAGCUUCACCGGCUACGAAGACGGCCAGAACUUCACCAGCUACGGAAUCGGCGGUGCUGGAAGCGUCAACAACUUCAAGAACUAUUCCGACGGCUUUUUCAACCCCGGGGUGAACGAGUUCCGCUCCUACAGCCGAAGCUCCGGUGGCGGCAGCGAGACCUUUACGGGUUAUGGAGAAGACACAAACGUCGUCGAGGAAGGCUUCAACACCUACGGCAAAGGUUCCGGAGGCGGCACCGGAGAAUUCACACAGUACGGAACCAACUCAAACGUCCCAACCCUCCGGUUCUCGUCGUACGGCGAGGCAACCGGCGGCAGGCAAGAAAGUUUCUCCAAGUACAGCGACGACAGCAAUGCCGGAGAUCAGACGUUCUCGAAUUACGGCAAAAACUCUGCGGGAGCCGUGAGCGAGUUCGACAGCUAUGGUAACAACUCGAACGUGGCGUCGUCGACCUUUGGUAGCUACGGCGCCGGUGGCGCGGGACAGAACGAGACGUUCACGAACUACGGGAUAAACAUGAACGUGCCUGAAGAGAAUUUCAAUAACUAUGGGGCUGGAACCACCGGAGGAACUCAAACAUUCACGAACUAUAGAGAUCAGGCGAACGUCGGUGAUACCUCGUUUUCUUCGUACGAUAAGGGAUCGAACCAAGGAGAGGCCACUUUCACCAACUACGGCCACUCCUUCAACGAAGGCACCGAUACCUUUAAAGGCUACGCCCUCAACUCUACGGCGGGCAAGGCUGGGUUCAAAGAAUACGGUGUGAACACGACCUUCAAGGAGUACAACAAAGACGGUGUCUCCUUCUCCGGCUACACCAACGCCACCACUUCUUCCGCCCACAUUAGUGGCAGUCUGGCCAAAAAAUGGGUGGAACCAGGCAAAUUCUUCCGCGAAAGCAUGCUAAAGGAAGGCACUAUUAUGCCCAUGCCAGACAUCAAGGACAAGAUGCCAAAAAGAUCAUUCUUGCCCCGCUCCAUUUUGACCAAAUUACCCUUCUCCACCUCCGAGCUCAAGCGCAUCUUCAAGGCCUCCGAUGAAUCCUCCAUGGACAAGAUGAUAAAAGACUCCAUGGGAGAGUGCACCCGAGCUCCCAGCGCGGGGGAGACAAAACGAUGCGUUGGAUCUGUGGAGGACAUGAUCGACUUUGCAACUUCCGUUUUGGGGCGUGACAUUACCGUUAGAAGCACCGAGAACGUUAACGGGUCAAAGAAGAAUGUGAUGGUGAGUAAGGUCAAAGGGAUCAACGGUGGGAAAGUAACCAAAUCUGUUUCUUGCCAUCAGAGCUUGUUCCCUUACUUAUUGUAUUACUGCCACUCGGUUCCUAAGGUUCGGGUUUACGAAGCGGAUCUUUUGGACCCGAAUACGAAAGCUAAGAUUAACCACGGUGUUGCCAUCUGUCACUUGGACACCACUGCAUGGAGCCCAACCCAUGGUGCAUUCUUGGCCCUUGGAUCGGGUCCUGGUAAGAUUGAGGUUUGCCAUUGGAUCUUUGAGAAUGAUAUGACUUGGACCAUUGCUAAUUGAGGAACGACGGAUAAUAAUUGAUCCGAUCAAAGCAACCUCCAUCAUCAGUUAUUAAGAUUUUAGUGGUGCUUUAUUAUUAGUUUUUUUUUUUUCCUUCCUGUCAUGCAUUCAGGGUUUCGGUCCCGAUAUGGUUUAUAUAGUUGUUAAAAAAUAACGAAGAGAUUGCCUUUUUAAGUGUGUAUUUUAUGGCUUCUAUCUCAUGGUAGCUGUAAGCCAAUGCAACGAAUCAAUCAAUCAAUCAAAUGUGCAUUUUGAAUUUA